CUUCAAACACUUCACUCUCUACCGCACAAACACUCACACACUCUUCCUCUGUUCAUCAAAGUGUCCACAUUCAACAAAAGCAACGACAACCUUUCCAUUCAAGUUUUCCAAGGUUUCAAUUCCCAAAACCAAUCAACCAUCCAUCAUCAUUCUCUUCCUUUGCUUAGCAACAAAGCAAUAAUGGCUGCCCCUCCUCCUCCAAAGUUGGCCAAAUCCAAGUCCUUCCUUCACAGCUUAACGGAGAAGAAGGAGAGGCUGCUUCCCAUGAAUGGCGGCGGUGGCGGCUACUCCCAGAUAGGGAUUGGUGAAGAUGAUGAGAAGCAGAGUAUGGUGGUGAAGUGGCGUAAGAAGAUGAAGCAAAUCGCUGAGAAGGCUUGGGAGAUGGGUCGCUCUGAUCCAAGGAAGGUUAUCUUCGCUGCUAAAAUGGGUCUUGCUCUCACUCUCAUCUCCCUUUUGAUCUUCCUCAAAGAACCCUUCAAGGAUAUGAGCCGCUACUCUGUUUGGGCUAUUCUCACUGUUGUUGUUGUCUUUGAAUUCAGUAUAGGGGCAACUCUCAGCAAGGGGUUUAACAGAGGAUUAGGAACCUUAUCAGCUGGAGGACUUGCUCUUGGAGUGGCAGAGUUAUCAGCAAUGGCUGGAGAAUGGGAAGAACUUAUAAUUAUUAUCAGCAUCUUCAUUACAGGAUUUUGUGCCUCCUAUGCCAAACAGUACCCGACUUUGAAGCCUUAUGAAUAUGGGUUCCGUGUGUUCUUGAUCACAUAUUGCUUCAUCACAGUAUCUGGGUAUCGAACAGGGGAAUUUUUGAAUACAGCUAUACAUAGAUUUUUGCUUAUUGCACUUGGUGCUGCUGUGUCUUUGGGAGUAAACAUCUUUAUAUUCCCAAUCUGGGCUGGUGAGGAUCUGCAUAAUCUCGUGGCAAAAAAUUUCAUGGGUGUUGCUACAUCUUUGGAAGGAGUUGUCAAUCACUACCUCAAUUGUGUUGAAUACAAGAAAGUGCCAUCGAAAAUUCUGACUUACCAAGCUUCUGAUGAUCCGGUUUACGACGGCUACAGAUCCGCUGUUGAAUCUACAAGCAAAGAGGAUGCAUUGAUGGGAUUUGCUGUUUGGGAGCCACCUCAUGGUCAUUACAAAAUGCUUAGAUAUCCAUGGAAGAAUUAUGUGAAAGUAAGUGGAGCUUUAAGGCAUUGUGCAUUUAUGGUCAUGGCCUUGCACGGAUGCAUACUUUCUGAAAUUCAGGCUCCAGCUGAGAAGAGACUUGUUUUUCAUAGUGAGCUUAAGAGGCUAGGUUCUGGAGGGGCCAAAGUGUUACGUGAACUUGGAAACAAAAUUAAGAAGAUGGAAAAACUAGGCCCUGAAGACUUGUUGUAUGAAGUGCAUGAGGCAGCAGAAGAAUUGCAACAGAAGAUUGAUAAAAAAUCUUACCUUCUUGUAAAUUCAGAGAGAUGGGAAAUUGGAAACAGGCCAAGAGAGGAGGUUGAUCCUCAAGGUCUCUUUACCAUGCAUGAAGAAAGAAAUCUCCUGGAUUGUAAGUCUCUGAGUGAAGCUGUGCUUGAUCUUAGUUCAGUUGAAGUUCCAAAAAGUUGGGAAGGACACUUAACUUCAGCCUCUCAAGAAAAUAACCCCGCUUUGCUUGCAUCUGUUGCUUCUGAAAACAAGUUCAGGAAACAGAUGUCUUGGCCCGCUCAUGUUUAUCAUAAACCAGAUGCAAUGACAAAAGAAGAAUUAAGAACCUACGAAAGUGCUAGUGCACUAUCUCUAGCAACAUUUACAUCACUUCUGAUUGAAUUUGUAGCAAGGCUUCAAAAUGUAGUGGACUCAUUUGAAGAAUUAGGCGAAAAAGCGAACUUUAAAGACCCGCUUGAGCAACAAGAACCAGUAAUACCGGGAUUUUGGACCAGAUUGUUUAACUGCUGCUUCACAUUCAAGCAUUGAAAUAUGGACUUGAUCGUGUCAAGAUUUACCUUUUGCAGAGGCAGAGCUCCCAAAUGAGAAUCUGCAGUACUAAUUCAAGAUUACCAUAGUAGAAGGCUGCUAACUUUACCCCUAUAAUAAUAGGUUGUAAUGUGAUUCCUUUAGUAUUUUUGGAUGCUGGAUGAGUUAAAGAUUCAAUGAAAUCUGUGGGAACCAUCUCCCAAACUAGAGCAAAUAACUCAUUUUUUUUACAUAUUUUAGAAAUUGACACAAA
Lotus japonicus is the source of this 2185-nucleotide messenger RNA. RefSeq names its product aluminum-activated malate transporter 9-like. The transcript has 6 exons. The coding region runs from base 181 to 1932 and encodes 583 amino acids. Lineage: Eukaryota; Viridiplantae; Streptophyta; Magnoliopsida; Fabales; Fabaceae. Gene Ontology annotation, biological process: malate transport. Gene Ontology annotation, cellular component: plant-type vacuole membrane. The record is from RefSeq and is a predicted model, not a curated record.